Sesamum indicum (sesame) is the source of this 969-nucleotide messenger RNA. NCBI's taxonomy places the organism in Eukaryota, Viridiplantae, Streptophyta, Magnoliopsida, Lamiales, Pedaliaceae. The record is from RefSeq and is a predicted model, not a curated record.
AUUUGGAUUUAUCCCGGAUCCCACAUCAGAAUUUACACAGUUGAAUCCAAAAUGAAGUCCGGUUACGUGGCACCCUCCAACUCAAAUAUAUCAAAGGCCCCGCGGGAGCAAAGUCCCAAAAUACGAGAGAGAGAGAAAUUAGGGCGAGGAGUUGUAAUUUGUAGAAAGAAGAAAAUGGCAGAGAGUGAGGUGAAAAGGGGAACGGUGAAAUGGUUUAGCCAUGAAAAGGGUUUUGGUUUUAUAACUCCUGAAGAUGGAAGCGAAGAUCUGUUUGUUCAUCAAUCAGCCAUCAAAUCUGAGGGUUUCCGCAGCCUCGGCGACGGUGAGGCGGUCGAGUACAUUGUCGAGUACGGCAGUGACGGCCGCGCCAAGGCCGCCAACGUCACUGGACCCGACGGCGCUUCUGUCCAGGGAAGCACCCGGGGAUCUUACGGCGGAAGAAGCGGCGGUUAUGGAGGAUACAAUGGGCCAGGAAGCACCCGGGGAUCUUACGGCGGAAGAAGCGGCGGUUAUGGAGGAUACAAUGGUGGAAGCAGAGGAGGCAGCCGCGGUUAUGGAGGCGGUGGAGGAGGAGGUAGUGGUUGUUUCAGGUGCGGGGACACUGGGCAUAUGGCUAGGGAGUGCCCAGAGGGAGGUGGUGGAAGAUAUGGAGGCGGAGGCGGAGGGGGAGGGGGUUGUUAUAAUUGCGGUGAGGCGGGGCAUUUUGCUCGUGACUGCCCCCGAGACAACCGCUGAGCUAACUGGGGAUGCUGUGUCCUUUCUCUAGUGUUUUGCGUCCGUUUUUGCUAUUUUAGGUUCUCUGAUGAGGUGAACCAUAUGUUAGUAUAAAUGAAACCAGUGUCUGCCCCUUUAUUAUUGUGUUUUGGUUAUAUGGUGGCCUUAUCAGAAUUAUCUGUGGUUAGGAUUUCAAUGUUAUGACGGUGGUUUGUAUCUUCUUCUGUUGAUCGAUACACGCAACGCAUAAGGAUA